Molecule: messenger RNA, 900 nt
Organism: Aureobasidium melanogenum CBS 110374
Lineage: Eukaryota; Fungi; Ascomycota; Dothideomycetes; Dothideales; Saccotheciaceae
Product: PWI domain-containing protein
Exons: 5
Coding region: 1-900 (299 amino acids)
Biological process (GO): regulation of mRNA splicing, via spliceosome; mRNA processing
Cellular component (GO): spliceosomal complex
Molecular function (GO): RNA binding
Source: RefSeq, a predicted model, not a curated record
AUGAAUCGUAUCACCACGAACGUGGACCAAAAACUACUGCGUACCACGAAGUUUCCGCCCGAGUUCAAUCAGAAAGUCGACACGACCAAGAUUAACAUCCCGGUCAUCAAGAACUGGGCUGCUAGCGAGCUGUCAAGAAUUCUAGGAUAUGAAGAUGAUGUUGUUAUCAAUCUUCUCUUUGAUCUUCUAGAGGGCUCCAAAAACCCUGACGUCAAAUCACUGCAAAUCCAGCUCACCGGAUUUCUCGAGAAAGACGCGGCUCUCUUCUGUAAGGAACUCUGGAAUCUUUGUUUGAGCGCACAGAAGAGCGAUACAGGAAUUCCGCAGCAGCUUGUCGAGGCAAAGAAGUUGGAACUCCUUCAAGAAAAAGUAGAGCAGGAAAGAGCCAUUGAAGCAGCUCGACAGCGCAGAGAAGACGAAAGGACUCGCGAGAGAGAGCUAGAGAGCAUUCGCAACCGAGAUCGUGAUCGCAGGGAUCGAGGUGGGAGAGGACGAGGCCGUGGUGGAGGCCGCGAAUUCGACAGUCGACCCCCUAGGGACUUUUCCAGGUCGCAAUCACCACCAGCUAGACCGUCUUACGUGGGCGAAGAGGUGGGAGACGCCAGCGCUCCCCCUCUAUCACGUACGGUAGUCCUGGCUCGGCAUCGCCUCGUCGUACAUCUCCACCCCGCCCGCGAAGAACUGCACGGCGUAACACCUCAAGUGAGCGCAGCCGCAGUCGUUCUGCAGAGCAUCGGUACUCCAAACGGCCCGCUGAACCUCCACGAGGAGAGCGCCGGUACCGUGAUUCAUCGCCCUAUUCACGAAGGCGCUCACCACCUCCAAAGCGCAGAAGAGAUUCCAGCUCAUCUCCUAGGGCCAGACGCUAUCGGUCACGCACACCUUCUAGAACUCGAUUGA